Aspergillus melleus is the source of this 1554-nucleotide messenger RNA. RefSeq names its product histidine phosphatase family protein. Gene Ontology annotation, cellular component: fungal-type cell wall. The transcript has 4 exons. Gene Ontology annotation, molecular function: acid phosphatase activity. Bases 1 to 1554 code for a protein of 517 amino acids. Lineage: Eukaryota; Fungi; Ascomycota; Eurotiomycetes; Eurotiales; Aspergillaceae. The record is from RefSeq and is a predicted model, not a curated record.
AUGAAUAUGGCCGGCUCCUGUACCUUCUGGUCACUCAUUAUCCCGCUUGUAUCUACCAUUCUUGGGAUUACCUUUCAAAACUGGGCCGCUCCCACGACUGGAUUCCUAUUCGGUACUUGCACUUGUGAUAAUGCUCCCUUAUCGCCUCGCCAUGCUAGCUGGGGCACCUGGUUUCACCCUUCUAGAUCCCCUUCAAAGUCUUCGCAGAAACCGCUAUGUGACGAUGACGACUGGAAUCUCCUCCACCAUUUAGGCGGCAACGGUCCAUGGAUCGAGAAGAACGAUGGAGAACAUGUUUUCGAGGGAAUCGGUCCUCCUGAACGCUGUUCAAUUGAGCAAGUGCACAUGAUGUCCCGUCACGGAGAGAGAUAUCCAACCAAAUCCGCAGGAAGUCGCCAUCUUGCACUUUUAUCCCGUAUCAGAGAGUCAAAUGUACCUCUCAACGGCUCACUGUCCUUCGUCAACAAUUGGUCCUAUUUCACCAGUGAGCCUGAGAAAGACUUUGAUCAAUUGACCGCAACUGGGCCGUAUGCUGGUAAACUGCAGGCUUUCACCACCGGAGUCCGCUUUGUGACUCGGUAUGGGCAUCUCUUGUCGAAACAUACCAAGACACGUCUAUGGGCAAGCGAAUGCCAACGCGUCAUAGAAACGGCCCAACACUUCGCCUCAGGGAUGUUUGGCCUCGACUGGGAAAAUAACGGCAAGGCCGAGCUGGAGAUUAUCCCAGAAACAUUCGAUCAGGGCGCAAAUACACUAACGCCGGGCGAUACGUGCUUGAAGUAUCUGGAAGAUCCCGAAAAGGGACACGACAAUGGUAUGAACAUGCGGAAUCGGUUUCAAGAAGUGUAUGCCCCAGCUAUCGCGAAGCGCCUUGUCUCCGAACAAGACAAUCUUGCCUUGGGGUCUUUUUCGGAUGAGGAGAUUUUCAGCAUGCAAGAGAUGUGUGGCUACGAGACCAUUGCCCGAGGAUCGAGUCCUUGGUGCGGUGUCUUCACCAAGGAGGAAUGGGAAAGUUUCGAAUAUGCUCGGGAUAUAAUUCACUACUAUCGAGCGGGUCCUGGAAACCCAUAUGCUGGUGCGAUGGGAUGGCUGUGGUUGAAUGCCACAACGACACUCUUGCAAUCCGGCCCUGAAUCUGGAACCAUGUUCUUUAGUUUUGUUCAUGACGGCGAUAUAGCCCCUUUUCUGACUGCUUUGGAUAUCAUGAAAGAUCCGCGGUAUGAUCCGUCACUUCCCAUCACACAUAUAGCACGAGACCGCAAAUGGCGCACCUCGACUGUGAUGCCGAUGGGUGCUCGUAUUGUUCUGGAACGAAUGGCAUGCCCAUCAGCUUCAGUUCAGAGCGAGGAAUCCGGACAGGACAGCUUUGUCCGCGUCAAUAUCAACGACAGGAUUGUGCCGCUACCUUAUUGCAAAUCUGGGCCUGGCCAUUCGUGCCCGUUGAAAGAGUUUGCUAGGCAUGUCGAGCGAAGGAGGUCAGAGGUGGGAGAUUUCAGUGAAGUGUGUGGACUUGAAGGGGAUGUUGGACACUUAGGAUUUUUGCGACAGAAUUAG